AGUCUCUCUGGGCUCACAGUCGGUUUCAGAGUGUGUGUGUACCAUAAGGGAGGGUGUCUUGAGCGUCUGGUAAAGGAACCUAAAGAAACACUGCAAACAUGACCGCCGUCCAUAAGUUGGUGAUCGUCCGUCAUGGCGAGAGUGACUGGAACCAGUACAAUAGAUUCUGUGGCUGGUUUGACGCGGACCUCAGCGAGAAGGGUCUGCAGGAGGCCAAGAGUGGUGCCCUGGCCAUCAAGGACGCCGGCAUGAAGUUCGACGUCUGCUACACCUCCGUGCUGAAACGAGCCAUCAAGACCCUGUGGAUCAUCAUGGAGGGCACCGACCAGAUGUGGCUUCCCGUGCAUCGCACAUGGCGCCUGAACGAGCGCCACUACGGCGGCCUGACCGGCCUCAACAAGGCAGAGACGGCUGAGAAACACGGAGAGGAGCAGGUCAAGAUCUGGCGUCGCUCCUUUGACGUUCCUCCUCCCCCCAUGGAUCACGACCACGCCUACCACAAGAUCAUCAGCGAGUCAAGGCGCUACAAGGACCUGAAGGCUGGUGAGCUGCCCACGUGCGAAUCCUUGAAGGACACCAUUGCCCGAGCUCUGCCUUACUGGAAUGAUGUCAUCGCACCACAGAUCAAGGCAGGCAAGAACGUCAUCAUCGCUGCCCAUGGCAACAGCCUCCGCGGAAUUGUCAAGCACUUGGACAACAUGUCGGAUGCUGCCAUCAUGGAGCUGAACCUGCCAACAGGUAUCCCCAUUGUGUACGAGCUUGACGCAGACCUGAAGCCUGUCAAACCCAUGGCGUUCCUCGGAGACGCAGAGACCGUAAAGAAGGCCAUGGAGGCUGUGGCUGCCCAGGGCAAGGUUAAGAAGUAAACCGGCCAGGAUGGUUCAACAGGAGAGAAAGACUAUGACUGUCCCACCCCCUCCAUCCCCGCAUUCACCUGCAGUGCAUUCCAUCCUGGUUGUGGAGUGUAUCUGAGAGGGAGCCACAUAUAACCCAGAUAUAGGGGUGAAUGUUCCAUAGAACUGUGCUGGUGGUAGCAGUACUGCACAAGUCCUGUCUACUCACUCAAACACACAAACACACACACUCUAGUGGAGUGUCACAGGCCCACUAUAGGUUUGGGGGAGCCCUGUCCUAAGGGCACCACACUCUGACACAACAAAUAAAGAAACCACCAUUUUGUGUA
This is a messenger RNA of Esox lucius (northern pike), 1183 nucleotides long. It is a transcript of the gene pgam2, whose product is annotated as phosphoglycerate mutase 2 (muscle). The coding region runs from base 99 to 866 and encodes 255 amino acids. Gene Ontology annotation, biological process: glycolytic process. Gene Ontology annotation, molecular function: intramolecular phosphotransferase activity. The record is from RefSeq and is a predicted model, not a curated record. The transcript is spliced from 3 exons. Lineage: Eukaryota; Metazoa; Chordata; Actinopteri; Esociformes; Esocidae.